UCCCGGCUUUAGUCGUCUGAGCACUUGACUCGGACUUCUUGGGAACAGCAAAGUGAUUUAAAGCCUGAAAGGAGAUGAGCAAUCCUCCAGACUCAGGCAGAAAAAGUCCCAGUGACACAGGAAGCCAUCUGGUUCCUGAUGCGUGACUAGUCGGCAGUGUCGGGCAGAGCUGACACUGUCCUCGCUCUGUCGUGGCGUCUUCAAGCAGCUGCUGGGCUCCCUUCUCUCUCUUCACUGGCUGAUGGAUCCCCAGGGGCUCCUCUCCUUGAGCUUCCUGCUGUUUCUCUCACUGGCUUUGGAGCGGAGCUGUGGAACAGGUGAGAGCUUGAAUUGUCAAGGGGUCACGGGGCAGUUGGGAAGAAAGUUGCUGCUGCCUCUGGACUCUGAAGGGAUAAAUAAGAGCAUGAACAAGAGCAUACACAUCCUCGUCACAAAGGCAGAAUCACCGCAAAAAAAUGUCAAGGAGAAAAUAUUGUCUGUGAAUCUGCCGGAAAGGGACUCUCCACGCUUUCUGGAAAGUGGCUAUAAAUUUCAUCUGGAAAACCUAAGCUUGGAGAUCCUGGAAAGCAAGAAGGAAAAUGAGGGCUGGUACUUCACGACCCUGGAGGAGAACUUUUCAGUUCGACAUUUUUGUCUGCACCUGAAGCUCUAUGAGCAAGUCUCCACUCCAGAAAUAAAGGUGUUGAACUGGACCCAGGAGGAUGGAAACUGCAGCUUGAUGCUGGCCUGCGAAGUGGAGAAAGGGGACCAGGUGGCUUACAGCUGGAGGGAAGAGGCGGGCACUGAAGCACUGAUCUCAGCCAAUAGUUCCCGCCUGCACCUCAGCCUGGGCCCUCAGCAUGUCCACAACAUCUACAUCUGCACCGCGAGCAACCCCAUCAGCAAACGGUCACAGACCUUCACCCCGCGGUCCAAGUGCAUGCUAGAUCCUCCAGAACUGAGACCAUGGGGACUGUAUGUCGGGCUCUCCUUAGGGGCCAUCGUCGGUGUCAUCUUGACUCUCGAAGUGGCUGUGCUGCUGUUGAGAAGAAGAGGUAAAGCAAAUCAUUACCAGCCAACAACAGAAGCAAAAAGUCUUACUAUCUACGCCCAAGUCCAGCAAUCAGGUUCCAUUCAGAAGAAGCCUGACCCCCUGCCACCUCAGGACCCCUGCACCACCAUUUAUGUCGCUGCCACAGAACCUGUCCCAGAGCCUGUCCAGGAACCAAACUCCAUCACAGUCUAUGCCAGCGUGACACUUCCAGAGAGCUGACCCCACAGACUCAGUGAAGGGACUUUCUGAAGGAACGUGGUGGGGCCAGGAUAAACACUGCACUUGGCCCCGAGUCCCCAGCCCCCCGUGACACUCUGCAAAUCUGUAUUCUUCUCAGAUCGACUCCCUGGUGAUGCUUCUCCCAUGGCCACCCGUGGGACGGACAAGGGGCUGGUGCUUUCCGAGCGCUCAGCCUGCUCCUCAGGGCCCAGGCCCAGAACAGAGAACUGAUGGAAUAGCUUUCCGCCUCUGUGGUGUCACAGCCGAAGUGGGUUAUGUGGGACCCGUGAGCUCAGACCUCCAGGAGUCUUGCUCUUUGCCAGGACUGGACAAGAAGAGCUGAAGGAGGGAAAUUGGGGUGCCCAGUGCCUCUCAGACAGCUGCCUGCGACAGCUCACGUGCCUGUGCCUGGUCCUGGGAGCUGCCCCCGCUCUCCACGCAGCCCUGCUCAGGGCUCUGUGCCUCACUUUCUCUCUCUGGAUGGGCAGUGAAGGGCGAACUCCUACCAUAUGUAGAACACUCUGCGAUUAUUCUAUGAAAGAAGCUCAUAGAGUCAGUAUUUUAUCUGCAGAACCCAGAAGCUGAAGGGUCAAUAAACACAGCAAGACUGUGAAGUCUCUGAGCUUUGAAUAAUGGAAGGAAAAUCACCUAAGAGUCUUAAAAAAGUAUAGGCUAUUUAAGUAUAGUAUUAUAGAACGUGUAUAUACUUAUAUAUGUGGUAUUUAAGUAUUUAAGAAUUCUUAAAAGUAUUCCAUGCAGAUGGCAUUAGGUUUAAAGAAACGUGACAAGUGUUUGCGGUGACACCAUUAAAGAGAAGUCGGAGUUGUCAGAAGUGGUCCCGGGCUGAACUUUCACUUCUCCAAGUGAUUUUUAAGUCCCAAGUUCACUGUUGACUCCAUGGAACAACAGUGUGGAGCCUCAGCUGAGACCCUCUCGCCGUGUUCUGAACCCAUUUUACAUCCACAGCCUCACGUUGUCAGGGUCUUAACCAGGGACCUGUGUCCCCCUCCUCAUGCUCAAUUUAGAGCAUUUAGUAGAAAAUGAACAUAUUGUAAUCCGACAGCCGCAAACAAUUCCAAGCUGCACGACUUCAUGCUUCAGGCCACAAACAGACAGCGCCUCUUUCAGCAAAGGCCUAUUCUCUUCCUCUUCUCUGUUCUCAGACCACUUCAGUGUAAGCUCUUCCUUCCCGUAGGUUCUUGUGUGACCUUAGUGAACAUUGGUUAGGAAAUCACCAGCAAUCUCACAACCGUAUAAUGAGGGUCACCGGCUUUUUAGCUCAAGGAUGCCCCGUGCCAGGUGCACUGCUCUCGUCCUGCCAGAACUAGACCCCGGCUCUGCCACCCUCUCCCCUGCCUCAGUGGGAUCAGCAGCCCACUAUUGCCGGUGCUCUGUCUGCACCAAAGUGACCUCUUCCUUAUCUCUUCCUUUCUUAUUUCUAAUUCAGAGAUUGGGACUGAGCAGCCGGUCACCCACACCCAUGUCCUACAUCCAAGGGAGGCUGGCACAUUCCACUUUCAUAGUGGCUGGUGGGCUCUGCCUCUUAGGAGUUAGGAGUUCUGCAAAUGUAAGCAGUGGGAUUCAAUGCUGGGAAGGCAAAAAAAAAAAAAAAACCCAAAAAAGUUCACUACACCACCCUUGUCUAAGCAUAGGCUCAUUAGCUGUCUAUUCUCAAAGACCGAUGAAGCUACUAUCAAGGAUUUGUAAACUCUGAGGUUGUGAGCACUCAGUCCUUUGCGACAGCUCACACUGUUCUAGCAGGUUGGUUCCAACACUUGGGUUUUUCCUGUGGCCGAACUCCACCUGGUGGAAGGAAGGAAGCAAAGUGGGGAAGAAGGACCUCGGCUCAAGACCUCAUGGAGGACAAUGGCUGUGCCUGUGGACCUUCAGGUGGUCCUUCGAAUGACUUUUGGUGCCCAGUUCUGCACCAUCAGGCUCUGGGUUCAAGGGGACAGCAGAUACCCUCAGCAGAUACCCUGCCCCGACGGCACCGCUGGUGGGCUGGAGCGUUCCUUUUCUUCAGGCCUAAAAAAAAGAAACUGAUACUUUAGAGUCCAGUUUCCCUGUUUCUUCUCUCAUCUUCUUUUGACUGAGCACAUCUGAAUUCUGGAGAACUCAAGAGGAACCGACAAUUCCUGGGUUUAGGGGACCGGUGAUGCUCUGCAGCACGGCUCGGUGCGGCCCCAGGACUGUUCGGGACACUCACUCUGGCCACGUGAGCAGACGUGCUGGUAAAGGGUGCGAAUGUGUGCCAAGGAACCCCUGAUUACAGUAAGUUACGUCUCUUCCUGUGUUUUUGUAUCUAAUAAAAUUCGGAAAAUCCAUCAA
Molecule: messenger RNA, 3580 nt
Organism: Suricata suricatta (meerkat)
Lineage: Eukaryota; Metazoa; Chordata; Mammalia; Carnivora; Herpestidae
Gene: SLAMF1
Product: signaling lymphocytic activation molecule family member 1
Exons: 7
Coding region: 242-1252 (336 amino acids)
Biological process (GO): lymphocyte activation
Cellular component (GO): cell surface; membrane
Molecular function (GO): signaling receptor activity
Source: RefSeq, a predicted model, not a curated record